GAGGAGAAACCAUUUAAAUGUAUUGAAUGUGGAAAGAGCUUCAGCCGAAGUGGAACACUUAGAAGACAUCAACGAACUCACACAGGGGAGAAACCAUUUGAAUGUUUUGAGUGUGGAAAGAGCUUCAGUGAAAGUGAAAACUUAGAAAUACACCAACGAAUUCACACGGGGGAAAAACCAUUUAAAUGUAUUGAAUGUGGAAAGAGCUUCAGUUAUAGUGAAUCAUUUAGAAUACACCAACGAACUCACACAGAGAAACCGUUUAAAUGUAUGGAAUGUGGAAAGAGCUUCAAUGAAAGUGGAAAACUUAGAAGACAUCAACGAACUCACAAGGGGGAGAAACCAUUUAGAUGUAUUGUAUGUGGAAAGAGUUUCAGAAAAAGCGGAGCACUUAGAAUACACCAACGAACUCACACAGGGGAGAAACCAUUUAAAUGUAUUGAAUGUGGAAAGAGCUUCAGUCGAUAUGAGCACCUUAAAAUACAUCAACGAACUCACACAGGUGAGAAACCAUUUAGAUGUCCUGAAUGUGGAAAGAGCUUCAGUGAAAGUGGAAAACUUAGAAUACACCAACGAAUUCACACGGGGGAGAAACCAUUCAAAUGUAUGGAAUGUGGAAAGAGCUUCAGUGAUAGUGGAUCACUUAGAAGACAUCAACGGACUCACACGCGGGAGAAACCAUUUAAAUGUAUUGAAUGUGGAAAAAGCUUCAGUAAGAAUGAAGCACUUAGAGUACACCAACGAACUCACACAGGGGAGAAACCAUUUAAAUGUAUUGAAUGUGGAAAGAGCUUCAAUGAAAGUGGAGCACUUAGAAUACAUCAAAGAACUCACACAGGGGAGAAACCAUUUGAAUGUUUUGAGUGUGGAAAGAGCUUCAGUUGUGGAAAGAGCUUCAGUGUUAAUGGAAAACUUAGACUACAUGAACGAAUUCACACGAGGGAAAAACCAUUUAAAUGUAUUGAAUGUGGAAAGAGCUUCAGUUAUAGUGAAUCAUUUAGAAUACACCAACGAACUCACACAGGGGAGAAACCGUUUAAAUGUGUGGAUUGUGGAAAGAGCUUCAGUCGAAGUGGGGCACUUAAAAGUCAUCAGCGAAGUCAUACAGGGGAGAAGCCAUUUAAAUGUAUGGAGUGCUGUAAGAGCUUCAGUCAAAGUGGACACCUUAGAAGACAUCAGCUAACUCACACAUGAUGAAAACUACAGGUGUAUUGAAUGUCGAAAGGGGUUCAGAGGGAGUGGAGACCUUAAUAUUCAUCAGCAGAUUCGCACUAGGCAAACAAUAUUAAUGUAUGGAGUUUUUCACUCAGGGUUCACUACUUACAUCAAGAAACUCAUAAGGGGGAAAUCAGUUGUAAAUACAUGUAAUGAUAUUUUAGUGUUUGUACUUAAAUUUGUACACACGUAUAUAUGAAUUUAGUGAUGUAUAGAAGUGGGAGCUGGACCAUAAAGAAGACUGAUCACUGAAGAAUUUAUGCGUUUGAGUAAUGGUGUUGGAGGAGGCUCUUGAUUGUUACAUGGACUGCAAGAAGAUCAAACCUCUCCAUUCUUAAGGAAAUCAGCCCUGAUUGCUUACUGGAAGGACAGAUUCUUAAGCUGAA
This is a messenger RNA of Podarcis muralis (Common wall lizard), 1601 nucleotides long. The record is from RefSeq and is a predicted model, not a curated record. Lineage: Eukaryota; Metazoa; Chordata; Lepidosauria; Squamata; Lacertidae.